Molecule: messenger RNA, 1911 nt
Organism: Oncorhynchus tshawytscha (Chinook salmon)
Lineage: Eukaryota; Metazoa; Chordata; Actinopteri; Salmoniformes; Salmonidae
Product: proline-rich extensin-like protein EPR1
Exons: 2
Coding region: 1-1911 (636 amino acids)
Source: RefSeq, a predicted model, not a curated record
AUGGCAACUUCAGAACACACGGACUCGGAGUCCAAACCGUCACCCACAGUCGUCCACAGCCAACCACAGCCCACCAGUCGUCCACAGCCAACCACAGCCCACCAGUCGUCCACAGCCAACCACAGCCCACCAAUCACCCACAGUCGUCCACAGCCCACCAGUCACCCACAGCCCACGAGUUACCCACCACAGUCACCCACAGUUGUCCACAGCCAACCACAGCCCACCAGUCACCCACAGUCGUCCACAGCCCACCAGUCACCCACAGCCCACAGUCACCCACAGCCAACCACAGCCCACCAGUCACCCACCACAGUCCACCACAUCCGUCCACAGUCCACCAGUCGUCCACAGCCAACCACAGCCCACCAGUCGUCCACAGCCAACCACAGUCCACCAGUCGCCCACCACAGUCACCCACAGUCGUCCACAGCCAACCACAGCCCACCAGUCGUCCACAGCCAACCACAGCCCACCAGUCGUCCACAGCCAACCACAGCCCACCAGUCGUCCACAGCCAACCACAGUCCACCAGUCGCCCACCACAGUCACCCACAGUCGUCCACAGCCAACCACAGCCCACCAGUCGUCCACAGCCAACCACAGCCCACCAGUCGUCCACAGCCAACCACAGCCCACCAGUCGUCCACAGCCCACCAGUCACCCACUACAUUCACCCACAGUCGUCCACAGUCCACCAGUCACCCACCACAUUCACCCACAGUCCACCAGUCGCCCACUACAUUCACCCACAGCCCACCAGUUACCCACUACAUUCACCCACAGUCCACCAGUUACCCACUACAUUCACCCACAGCCCACCACAGUCGUCCACAGCUCACCAGUCGCCCACUACAGUCACCCACAGUCGUCCACAGCCAACCACAGCCCACCAGUCCCCCACUACAUUCACCCACAGUCGCCCACCACAUUCACCCACAGCCCACAGUCGCCCAUCACAUUCACCCACAGUCGUCCACAGCCCACCAGUCCCCCAUCACAUUCACCCACAGUCGCCCACUACAUUCACCCACAGCCCACAGUUGCCCACUACAUUUACCCACAGCCUUCCAGUCGCCCACUACAUUCACCCACAGUCCACCAGUCGCCCACUACAUUCACACACAGCUCACCAGUCGCCCACUACAUUCACCCACAGUCCACCAGUCGCGCACCACAUUCACACACAGUCCACCAGUUGCCCACUACAUUCACCCACAGCCCACCACAGUCGUCCACAGCUCACCAGUCGCCCACUACAUUCACCCACAGUCCACCAGUCACCCACCACAUUCACCCACAGUCCACCAGUCGCCCACUACAUUCACCCACAGCCCACCACAGUCGUCCACAGCUCACCAGUCGCCCACUACAUUCACCCACAGUCCACCAGUCGCCCACCACAUUCACACACAGUCCACCAGUCGCCCACUACAUUCACCCACAGCCCACCACAGUCGUCCACAGCUCACCAGUCGCCCACUACAUUCACCCACAGUCCACCAGUCGCCCACUACAUUCACCCACAGCCCACCACAGUCGUCCACAGCUCACCAGUCACCCACUACAGUCAACCACAGUCGUCCACAGCCAACCACAGUCGUCCACAGCCAACCAGUCCCCCACUACAUUCACCCACAGUCGCCCACCACAUUCACCCACAGCCAACCACAGCCCACCAGUCCCCCAUCACAUUCAACCACAGUCACCCACUACCUUCACCCACAGUCGCCCACUACAUUCACCCAGUCGCCCACUACAUUCACCCACAGUCGCCCACUACAUUCACCCACAGUCGCCCACUACAUUCACCCACAGUCGCCCACUACAUUCACCCAGAGCCCACCAGUCGCCCACUACAUUCACCCACAGCCCACUACAUUCACCCACAUCCGUCCACAGCCCAGCUAA